GGCAGUUUUGGCGCGUCGAUGGUGAGGUGGGGUGCGGAGCGGCCAGUGGGGACAGUUGACACAGCUCUGUCCUGCUGUAGCGCGUCCACUGCCGCUGUACGUCGGCUGUACGCUUACUGUGCACUCAGGGAAACCGACCUACCUCGGUGGAACCUGCUCUCUCGGAGUGGCGGUGCUUUGAGUGCGCGCUCAGCCGACAGACCAUUCCAGUGAAAGUGACUUCUUGUCCAAGCUAGUGGGACAACUGACGGAGGUUUGGUCCUGGUGACAGGUAAUCGUGCUCUCACUGACCGGUGGCCUGUGCUUUAGUGACCUGGGACCGGUGGUCUGCUGACCUGUGACUCGUGUGACCCGUAACUCGUGGCCGUGACCCGUGACCCGUGACGCGUGGUGUGCUCCCCCUCUGACCUGUGACCGGUCUCGCACCGCGCCGCGUUCGGUGUGCCCAGCUGUCAUCUCGCCGCGUCUCCACCGGUGCUCCCUGCUAUCGAGCGUGUUUCGUCGUGGCUGGCCCCCAGCCAAGGUCGUUCGUUGGCCCCGCCGGCGACCAAGGUCCUCUGCCGAGUGGUGGAAGGUGGACAUUGAAAACCGUGUGAGCUGGCAUGGCCUCUUCGUGGACAGGUGGUCGUCUCUGCUUCCAGCUCUGACCUCCACUCGCCAUGCUGACCGUGUGGGGACCCCUGACGCCGCUCCUCAUCCUGCUCCUGGUGGCUCAGAGCGCCGCAGGAGCUGAGGCGCACAGCGUGGAGCCCGUGAUGCGGUCUUCGCACGGCCGCUGCCUCACCAACAUCGAAGUUCCUCCUGCGCGUCACAUGCACUGGGAGGAGCGCGAGAUCGCCAUGAAACUGCAGGUCUCCGACCGGCCCGAGUCGCAGCUCACCGCCUGGAUAUUCAAACUGUUCCUGGAGGAGGCGCUCGGCUACGAGCGGGUCGAGCUGGUGAACGUGCGAGACACGUACAACAUGACCACCUAUAUCCGCACACUCUCCGACUGUCCCAGGUGCGUGGAUCUGGGUCCUCUGUACCUGCACGAACAAGACGGAGAAGAAGCCGUGAUCGAACCCGAGGCCACCAUCAACCUCGAGGUGUGGACGCUACCCGGCUACGAACACGAACAGGAUAUUACUCUGAUGUAUAACGUCAUGUACGCCGGCCCGCUGGGCGCCGUCACCAGGAUCGGCUGGUUCUUCCAGGAAUUGGUAGCCAACUCUAGUGACGAGGUCCUCGACCACUGGCGGGCCUUCCUGAGGCCGGACGCUGUGAAGACGUUCAACUACACCACCGCAGAGGUGGCCGAGCUGCGACAGAACCUCGUAGACCCCGAGACGGGAAGGUAUAACUGUGAGCAUCCUGUGUGCGAAGACGGCAUGUUCAUCCCUCCGUGGUGCCGAGGCGUUCACUGCGCCGUUCUUCUGGCGUCCAACUCGGGCGAGGUGGGCCACAUCAUUGAACAGAUCACCGUGUUCCGGCUCCACGUGCGUGUGUUCUGGGUGGGUCGCCAUUUGGCCAGUGUGGUCAGCCGCCGAACAGCUGCUGAAAGGCCGGUUCUGUUCGUGCACUACUCACCGAGUUUACUGACGCUACACGCCAACUAUGUGGAGGUGGCAUUCCCAGCUGAAAACGCCUUCGGCAGUCGAUUCCUGAGAAAAAUGGCAUGGAUCCGACUCAGAGAUGGCGCUACCAUGGCGGAGAAGGCGCUGCACGAGUUCCACUUGACGCAGGAGGAGUACAUCGACAUGUUGAAGCUGAGCCAGUCGGCGAUGCUGCACCACUGGCAGCACGCAGUCACUGGCAGUAACCACUCGCAGCUGCGGGAUGCAGCCUGCAACUGGCUCACUAAAAACACUGACCUCUGGAGGGGAUGGCGGAUCACACGACGGCCGAAAAUACUCAUCGGAGGCAUAUUCCCCAUCAACGGCAUGAACUACAAGGCCAAGGGGGUCAUACCGGCGGCCAUGAUGGCAGUGCGCGCUGUGAACAAGAACGUCACGGUUCUGCGCGACUACGACCUCUCGCUGAAGUCCGAGGACGGCCAGUGCAGCACCGACAUGGUCAUGAAGAGCUUCAUCAACUACGUGCGCAUGCCGGACCACAAUCAGAUGGCCGGCAUCCUUGGUCCCGCCUGCUCUGACACGGUGGAGCCCAUAGUGGGCGUGUCGCGUCACUAUAACGUGGUGGUGAUCUCAUACAGCGCCGAGGGCGUGCUCUUCUCUAACCGCAGCCAGUACCCCUACUUCUUCCGCACUAUCGGCGAAAACAAACAGUUCAGGUUCGUCUACAAGCAGCUGCUCCGGCAGAUGAAGUGGCACCGGAUCGCAGCGCUGACCGAGGACGGUCAGAAAUACUCAGAGUACAUCAGUCUGAUGCACGACAUGCUGCAGGAGUCCAAGAUCUCCUUCAUCGUCAACAGGAAGUUCCCCCGAGACACCAAAACAAUGGCGCCGUACCUGACAGACCUCCGUGAGAAGAACGCCCGGAUCAUUAUCGCCGAGGCUUACGAAGUAGCUGCGCGCGCCAUCAUGUGCGAGGCCUACCUGAAGAACAUGACCGCCAGGCAGGGUUACGUGUGGUUUUUGCCAGAGUGGUUCUCGUCAGAGUGGUAUCUGGUAAAUAGCACUGAUAGCACCGAUGGGGAUCACAGCAAGUGCAAGCCAGAAGAACUCAUGCAGGCACUGGAGGGUCACCUGACUCUUUCUCACGCCUACUUUGCCAACGACACGGAGAUUAUGCAGGAGGGCAUCACGGUCAAACAGUGGCGACACAACUACAGUGUGCAGUGUGAGGAGGAGUACGCCGUAGAAGAGUCUGACUACGCCGGGUACGCCUACGACGCCGUCUGGACGUACGCCCUGGCUCUGGACAAGCUGCUGUCGGAGAAACCUUCCAGUUUUCAGAACUUCCACACGGGGCCCACUACAGCACGUUUUGUCGAGAUUCUGAAGGCGACCAACUUCAACGGCGUGUCGGGCAACAUCCAGUUCGUGGGACCGUCCCGCAUCUCCAUCAUCCUGGUGAAGCAGUGGCUGCGCGGAGAGUACCACGUCGUCGGACACUUCGAGCCGGACGUCGACAGUGGUGACGGAGGCAUACUGCGGCUGGACGAGCGCAAGAUCCGGUGGCUGACGUCGGACGGCAGCCGCCCCGUGGACGGCUCCUCAGACCCGUGCGAUCUCCAGCCGCUCGCUGACCUCCUCGGCACCACCUGCGAGAACGCCAUGAUCAUCGUCAAUAGCAUUGUGCUGCUGUUCGUGCUGUUGAUGCUUAUCUGCUGUGUUCUCUUCUAUAAACGCAGGUACGACAAGAAGAUGCUUCGUCUCAGGGAGAUGGGACUGACCAACAAGAUGGAGUUGAGACUGGACGGAUGGGAGAUCAGUCGGGAUAACGUGGUGAUGAACCGCCAACUGGGAAAGGGUGCGUUCGGCACGGUCUACGGCGGAGAGGCCACCCUGCCCAAGGACAGGUCCUACCGCGGCCCGGACAAAAAACGUGGCGGCCAGGAGGUCGAGAUGGAACUGCGUUCGGUGGCCGUCAAGACGCUGAAGCAUAACUGUACACUGGAGGAGAAGCUGAACUUCCUCAGCGAGGCAGAGAUGAUGAAGCAGUUCAACCACAAGAACAUCGUGCAGCUGCUGGGCGUGUGUACACGCUCGGAGCCGAUCCUGACGGUGAUGGAGUACAUGCUGUACGGUGACCUGAAGAAUUUCCUGCUCGCCCGACGUGGUCAUGUCAUCGACAAACAGUUUAUGGACGAAAAUAAUGAAGUAUCCAGCAAAAAGUUGACAUCUAUGGCACGAGAUGUGGCCUGUGCGCUCGCUUACUUGGCUGAGCGCAAAUACGUGCACAGGGAUAUCGCGUGUCGGAACUGCCUGGUCAACGCCCAGCACACAGUCAAGUUGGCCGACUUCGGAAUGACGCGCUCCAUGUGCGAGAAUGACUACUAUCGGUUUAAUCGUAAAGGUAUGCUGCCCGUGCGCUGGAUGGCUCCAGAGUCUCUGGGUGACGGCCUCUUCACGCCGGCUUCGGACGUGUGGUCGUUCGGCGUGCUGCUCUUUGAGAUAAUUACGUUUGGCAGCAUCCCGUUCCAGGGACUCUCGAACGCAGAGGUGGUGGACCAUGUGCGACACGGCAGUCACGUGGCCGUGCCGCACGGCGUCAAAGGCGAGCUCGCCGAGCUGCUGCUCUCCUGCUGGUCCUACUCUCCCGAGAAGCGGCCGGAGGCCAAGGAGGUGGUGGAGCGGUUCGCCUCCUACCCUCGGCUCAUCUCGCCGUGUCUGGACGCUCCGCUGUCGGUGGUCCAACUCGACGGUCAGAACACGCACGAGGUCGACCUCAACUCGAGUCGCAAGCACAGUCUGUUGAUGAACGGCCGGCCGCAGGCGCUGUUUCAGCGAGCCACCUCUCACGAGCUGGCCGAUAUCGCCGAGUCCGAGAGGCUUGUAAACGGCUCGGCACCGACGGGAGGCGGAGGCUGGACCGUGCCCUCCAGCCCGUUCGGCCGUCACGCGGCGCAUAACGGCCGUCACGGCCGUCCCGGUCACCGUCACGCGGACACGACUGAUGUGUGAGCGACCGUCACGGAGCGGUCCGCACCGCGCCGUCCGGUGCGUCUAGUCAGAGCCGUUCUAUCAAGUACAAAGACUGGGGUUGGGGUCGUCAUAGACUGAUGAGAGAGUCAUGUGUUAAUCGAUAGGGGUGUCAGUCAGCCACCCAGUGUUCAUAAUCUUCACCGGUCGGCUCUGGCGGCUGGUUCCCGCAGCCGGCCACAGCCAGUGGCGCUCACUCGUAGCGCUCGAUAUAUUCUCUACGCUAACGGAAGUUCCAUCGCGAGCUUAAAGUCCAGGUGACGUCCGCGAGCUCCGCGCUGCUCUUCCAUAUGUCAUGGUUGGCCAAUUGUCGCCGCUGGGAGGCGCCCCACAGCAGUCAUUAAGGGAUUUGGGCUCAUAUAUAGAUCUGUCGGCAUUUCUGCCCAACGCGGUGGAUUGGGCCGUACGUUAACACUGCUCAGAAGCUAGUGCAGUCAUUUUAUCGGCAGUUUGCCACUGUAUCAUCGAAAGUCAUGGAGGUAUGUACGUCGGCGUGGUAUUGUAUUUUGGUUGUGCACUGCGUUUGUGCGCAUGUAUGUUUGUGUAUGUGUGCAUUGUGCCAUUGCAAGGCAUGCGACUGUUGGGGCAGGGAUGGGUCAGUUUGCGGCUGGUAGUGACAGAACCACUGGAUGUGGGGUAACGCAUGUUGCCAGGGUUGCGUCAGUCGAGAAGGCGCGGUAUAUGCCAUAGGCACGCUGUGAAAAUCUUAUUUGAAAUCAUGAAACGUCAUAACAUGAUGUCAAAGUGAUGUUAUGUGUGUCAGCCGCGCGAAAUCAGUGACUCUACGUUACGUCAGUGUGGUGCUAAUUGUCCUAGUAGUAAGUGAUAAUAUUGUGGUGUGAGACAUCAUGUGAUGUCUUGGUGGUAUCGCAUGACGUGGUGACGUCAUAUGAUGUCGCUGUGCCGUGGAUGAUGACGUGGGCUGUGACGAUGUACGAUAGUUGGACAGGUUUAGAGGCGCAUCCUGGCUAUAACUCAGGUGAACGUCACUCAGAGGUCACGACGGUAGUCAGGUAGCAUGACAGGCGCCGAGGCGCGCCGCCGUUCGAGUCAGUGGGUCAGUCGAGACUCGUGAGACUUCCAUAGGAUGUUGACUCUAGUUUACUUCAGGGCACUCUUAUACUAUCGCUUAUACCUAUCACAUCUGUUAUCUUUGCACACCAUUUAAAGAUAUUGGGAAGAUGUGCCCCGCUUUGCCCUCUCUCUCUUUCCAACUAUGGCAAGCUGCGAUGUGUUAUUUACCGAAUGUCAAUCCAGACCGUCAUAUGCGCGGCCCUCCUUCGUUCUUGAUAAUUUCCAGAAGUGGUCAUUGAACUCAACAUUCAAUUCAUAGUCAUGACGGGUCUGCUAUUUGUACUUCGCAUGUUGUCAAUUCGUAAAAUGAAAAUGUGUUAUUUUGAUUUUCGUCGCCGUUUUGAAUUUAUUGAAAAUAUGUAAGGCUGCCUUUCGUGCUAAUUAAACAAGAAAAUUGUAGACGGAUCACAGGAAGGUAAAGUUACUAAGAUCCGUUCCGUCACUCGCCAAAUAUUGAUGGUAGAUAAUCAUGACUCAUUGUCCAUUGACCCCUUGGAGCGGCACACGGAGCAACACUACCGGUAGUGUUGAACUUCUGUUGAAUAUAGUACCACCGUCUCAUACACACUACCUCUGACUGAUAUUUUGUGUAGACGCUUGCACGAAUGCUUGAUUUUGGUCCCGUUCUGGUCAACGUUCACAUUUUCAAAGCAUAUUUUGUGAAACCAGCACGUCACUCUGAUAAAAUCAUUGGGCACCGUUAGCUCUGUCAAUGAUUCGCCCUUCUAAUCGGUGUGAUCUUUGGCCCUCCAUGUCUGCACCAAUGUGGAUUUUCAACCCUCAGGAGAAGGGGAGGGGUCCAUUGUGCUGCCACGUUCACUCGGCGGACGUCAGUUCUAGGCUCACGGGAGCGGCAUCGUUCGCCGGCUCUUCAAUGCAACAACGCUUACCAAGUGCAAACAUGUGAUGAUGACACAGGGUUCUGCCCCGGAGCCCCGGACGCUGCCGCGUUCCCUACUCGAUCGGGCGGCCGGCCGCGUUCGGGGCUGUGUGGGCUGCGCCUGUCUGGAGUAGAGCAGGUAGCAUUAGGCCAGCGAUAGGCGGUAGUGUAUCCGCCGGCAGUUGGUGAGCCGACUAGGUGUUGGCGGCUCCGACUAUUGUGAAAAGGGUGCGGAUGCAAGGGGCCCGAUCAGCAAACUGUGCAAUGCAUGCGUACUCACAGCUGAUGAGCAGCGACCGGCCGGCCGGAGGUGUAUCCAGAGUUCCACGAUCUGAAUAUCGGUAAUCAAAACUGGAUCCAGGGCUUCUCAUUGUCUAACGGACAUUGGUGAGGUACCGCGCUCACCAUAGACAGAAAUCUCGUGAGGGUUUGUCUCCCUUUGUGCUCGACCCCAGCGGGUGUCAUUGGAUGGCUACUGUCGCGGGCUGGCCGCCGUUCAGUGAUAUGUUUUGGUGGCUUUAGGCCGCGGUGUGUGCGACAGUUUACAGAAAGCCCGGCGCUAAGGUAUGACGGCUGGGACUUGCUCGUCUCCCCGUGCGCUAUUGUUGCCUGUCGUGUCACGUAUUGACGGUCGCUCGCACGGCGUGUGAAGGAAUGCAACCGUUGCGACUGAGUCGGGCAGCAAGAGACAUUGAGAGGACCGCUACAAAUGUGCUGCUUCCCAGUGCGUGAGGUGUCGAUAUUGUAACAAUACAUGCUUAUCUUGUG
Amphibalanus amphitrite is the source of this 7305-nucleotide messenger RNA. RefSeq names its product receptor-type guanylate cyclase gcy-5-like. Gene Ontology annotation, molecular function: ATP binding; transmembrane receptor protein tyrosine kinase activity. The record is from RefSeq and is a predicted model, not a curated record. The transcript is spliced from 26 exons. Bases 660 to 4565 code for a protein of 1301 amino acids. Gene Ontology annotation, biological process: multicellular organism development; protein phosphorylation; cell surface receptor protein tyrosine kinase signaling pathway. Gene Ontology annotation, cellular component: signaling receptor complex. Lineage: Eukaryota; Metazoa; Arthropoda; Thecostraca; Balanomorpha; Balanidae.